CUAGGACUCCAAAUUAUGCGGGCUAUAUGCUCCAGGCUGAGCUGAAGAACGCAGAACGUGAUUGGCUGCUGUGGCGUCAAAUCAAGCCCUCGCAUGAUUUUUGACAUUUCCCUCGUCAGUGCCGUCUAUUUAGCAAAGUUCCCUCUUCGCUGAUGUACCGUGUUGCACAUUAGGCCGCCAAAAUGCCUCGCGACAAGGCGUCGUCGCAUCGUUCCUCCUCCAGCUCUCGCUCACAGUCGCAAUCCCAUUCGCGAACGCAGCCUCAGUCACAUUCUAGCCAUUCGAAUCGAGGUGAGCUGCGCGGUAGCAGCAGCGACGACAGCGCCCUUCACAAUGAGGGCAUGACGGCGCAGCGAUCAGAAUACGGCGGCGCGAGCCUCGCGUCGCCAACGGUUGCCACCAUCCUCGUUAGUAGCGUCGACCGUGGCGAUCUCAGUGACGAAUUCCCUUUCGUUACAAGCAGCAGAAGCGGGAGCCAUCACAGCGCGUAUGGGGGAAGGGGGAAACGAGGAGUAGGGGGAAGGGGAGGGGGAGGAGGGGAAGACGCGGUGAGCGAUGGCGAGUUACAGCCGUUCAUUCGAUCGCACCACGCCGCCACGCCAUUGCCUAACCAACCGGAGAUCGAACUCGAACAUCCGUCCGCGGACCUCCCCUCCCCCUCCGCCUUCCUCCCCCCGAUGAGCCCCGAGUCCAUCCCCCUCGGCCUCUCCUCGCUCCGCUCCCUCUCCGCACUUUCCGCCACCCCCCUCUGGCCGCCUCCACCAGUUGCGGAGUGGCCUCGAGCCGCCGCCGAACACGGGCCGCGAAUUGCGGCUGCUGCAGUGGAGGUUGCAGAUAGGCUGCUGUCUACAGUGCCGCCCCUGCUGACGCAGGCGCUGACGUCAGCGGCAGGAGGGGUGCACCGGUUUCUGCAGCGGUAUAGCGUGUAUGUGACCGUAGCGAAUGCUGCAAGGCCGGUUCUGAGGCCCGUCGUGGACAAAGUGCAAGAGGUUCUUGAUAAGAUUCCCCCCAUGACCACCCUCCCCGGGCGCCUGAUAUGGCUGGCGCUGCUGCUGCUGCUCGCGCUGCUGGCGGCCGCGCUGCCGUCCUUCGCCUCCACGCUGCACGACCCCACCUACUACUCCGCCGCCUCCUUCCCGCGCCGCAUCCCCGUGCUCGGCGAUGGCGGCUCCGCCCCGGUCUUCUCUGACGCCGGCUUCAAUGUGGAGGCCGCCGCCAAGAUGUGGGAGGCCAAGGUGGGGUGUGCGCGUUUCCGCUGGAAGCACCGCGGCGUGCUGAGGAAGUACUCGUACUCCGCCGCCUUCCCCAGGAGCCCCAGCCUGCAGGACCCGAGUCACGUGCAGUGCAGCGGCAUGCAGCUGCGCCAUGUCACCAUCCUGCUGCCGCCCGGCGCCGAGUCGUGGAUGUGGCCGCACAAGCUCGAGGGCUUCUACCACUGCCCCCGAUGCGGCAUCACCUGCCAGCUCUCCUGGUCGCCCCUCAUGGCGCUGCACGCUGACGCCACGCUGCACGUGUGGCCCGCAGAGGCCCCCGCAGAGAGGAGGCGCGGGCAGGCGCUGCGGGCGUACCUGAACCUGGAGUCGUGGGGGUUACCGCGCAACAAGCGGCUGUUCGAUGUGGGCGUGUCGGUGUAUCCUGGCAGCGACGUGCAGCUGACCUACUCGGGCGUGCACCACACCUUGGAGGCUGGUCGGCGGCAGUUCUUCUCCAAAAUAAAGAGGCAGGACGUGCCUGUGUUCCGCGCGUCGUCGCACUGCCAGUACGAGUGGCGGCAGGGGCUGGUCGAGGACGUGUUCGCCCUCGUGCCGCACCACAGCUUCGGGCACUGCAACAACAACAUGAAUGGCAGUGAUGCCGAGCUGCAGCUGUACCCUGAAUGCACGCACCCGAUGGUGAGCGUGCUGAAGCAGGAGAUCACGGCGUGCGCCAUGUCGCACUACAAGUUCAUCCUCAGCACCGAGAACACGCGCCUCAACGGCUACGUUACCGAGAAGGCGCUGGAGCCGCUGGAGGCGGGCACGGUGCCCAUCUACUACGGCGCGCCCGACAUCCGCAACUACAUGCCGCCCGACUCGUUCAUCGAUGGCACCAAGUACACCGCGGCGCAGCUGGCAACGCUCAUCACAGCGCUGAAUAACGAUCCAGUCAAGUACAUGAACUACUUCGCGUGGCGCAUGUGUGGAGUUCCGGGUCCCUUGGCCCAUGUGACCGCCCUCAACUUUGAUACCUUUCCCUGUAGAUUGUGUGAGGCCGUCAGUGCCAAGGGGGGCAGAAUGUUCUAGCCAGGCCCCUAGAUUGCAGGAAAAUUAUCCUGAUUCAGGAAAAAAACAGACCCCGUUGGCGGGCCGGUCCUGAUUGCGUAGGGUUUUUUUUGUUCGGCAUCCUGUUUUUUCAGCGGUUUUUUUGUAGUGAACUCUGAUCACUCCGCAUGGUUUAUGUAACGCGUCCUGGAAUUUCUGACACUCU
This is a messenger RNA of Closterium sp. NIES-67, 2466 nucleotides long. The record is from the annotation of a GenBank genome assembly. Lineage: Eukaryota; Viridiplantae; Streptophyta; Zygnematophyceae; Desmidiales; Closteriaceae.